AUGCACAAAAAUGCCCUUUUUAAAGGUCGCAGCACUCUUGUUGCUAUGGUAACAACGACUGCUUGUUCGAGGCCUGGGGCCUCAUUUUCAUACAAAAACGUCACAAAAAAAGAGUGAAAUGUUUAUUUCUAUCAUACAUAGUAACAUCAUUCGUCUUUAUAUUGACUCAUUCAAUUUCCCCUGGGAGUGAAUGUGAACAUACCAAUAGAUUAUUUAUCUCGGUACAGUUGCGGUCAUUUUUUUCGUCGGGUAAAACAGGGAAAACGUUUAUCUGAAUUUCCCCAAACGUACACCGAUUCUGGAACUGAAAAACCCCCCUAGCUGGUCAUAACAUUCUUGCUUUUAAAUAUGUAAAAAUCUCUGCGAGCCUGCCUCUCCUUUUUAUAGUGGCAAUUUGCGAACGAAGCUCAAAAAUCAGAUAUUGCAUAAUUUGGCGAUGUUUGCAUCUAAUGUUCUCAACAACAAAUGUUUCAGACAAAUAAAACAUGUAAGGCUUUGAAAGAAUGUUAUCUUAUGAGCAAUAUCCCGAAGAAAAAUCUCGCCUCUGGUUGUCAUCUUUUAAAAAAAAAUUGAUCAACCUUCGUGCCGGAGGACUACUCGACUUAAGUACAAACAUAUACCUCAAAUCGUGUACAUAUAUGAUCAUCCAGAUUCCGAGUGCUGCACCUUCUUUCAUGGGAAUUUGAGCGAUCCGAAGUUCUCUGAAGAUACACUGUUAUACUUGUAUGUCAUUUAAAACAUGUUGAAGUCGGCUGAGGUACACGAAACUAUCUUCACACCCGUCAUUUGUCAUAAACAUGUACGUUGUCACGAUGGCGUGACGCUGUAUUUCUCGUACAAUAGCAAUUUGUACGACUCGCGCGAAAAUCAUCACAAAGUGGGGAUUUUGAACUACUCAGUAUCCCUGCAGUACAGCAAACGGAACAGCCUUUAGAUUUAUUUCACUUGACAACAAAAUGCUAUAGAAAGUGCUUACAAAAUUUCAAAGGAACUAUUUUUGGUGUCGCUUGGACCGAGAAAUACAGAUUUGAAAUAAUUAAUGUUGUCACUGAUGAACCAAAGGGCACAAUCUUCUCAGUUAUUAGCUUGAUAAUCUCUACAGACUAACGUUAUUGGACUGAACGAUCUCCUGUUUCUUCCUACUGAGCCGGCCACCUCAGGGGAAAAUUAAAGAGACCUUUGACUUCCUCUCGUGUAAAGCACUGGAGAUUGCAUUAUAUUCAUCUUUCUUUAAGCUUGUAAAAGAUAUCCGGAAGAAAAGUAUGGAAAAUAAUGGUGACGAAAUCGAUGUUCUUUUUCCUAAAGGACAUGAAGCAAUCCAUAUUUCAUAUUAACCAUGGGGAGUUUCGUUUAAGUGACAAGUUGCGAUAAUAAGUUGCGAUAAAUACGUGUGGAUAAUAAGUUGUUUGAAAUGUGGAAUUAUGACAUUAUGAUUUCAUUAAAUCUUUUAUUUCAAACUUUGUUAUGAUUUUUUCUCUUUCAAGACAUGGAAGGAAACAUUGAUUGACUCGAUUGCACUGCGUCGGUGAUAGGUCUUUCCUCAUCAUAUCUUAUGCAAAUUUUCUAACAGUUUUCUGACAGUUUUCAGAUGAUUCGAAAUAUCUUAUUUACUGUCACAAGGAAAUGAUAACUGCCCGAAUCUGCUAUUUGUAAGGGGAUGCCUACGUCGUUCAAAUUGCUUGCAACUGGGUUUGACAUGUAGUACUGCCGCUGACAAGUUACGACUUAUACUCUCAGAUUCUCAGUGUUUACGACCGUUCAAUCGAAGUUUUCCUCUUUUUUUUUUGGUUGUUUUUACUUCAGAAAGUGGAAAUCUGCUGACAUAUAUGAAAAAUAUCUAUUUGUCGUCUUCUUUGGAGCCACCGAUGGAAUCUUCACGGAGAAAUACAGCGUCACGCCAUCGUGACAACGUACAUGUUUAUGACAAAUGACCGGUGUGAGGAUAGUUUUGUGUAGAUCACUCGACUUCGACAUGUUUCAAAUGACAUACAAGUAUAA
This is a messenger RNA of Pocillopora meandrina, 1998 nucleotides long. The record is from the annotation of a GenBank genome assembly. Lineage: Eukaryota; Metazoa; Cnidaria; Anthozoa; Scleractinia; Pocilloporidae.